This is a messenger RNA of Pantherophis guttatus, 8220 nucleotides long. RefSeq names its product bridge-like lipid transfer protein family member 3A (gene BLTP3A). Lineage: Eukaryota; Metazoa; Chordata; Lepidosauria; Squamata; Colubridae. Gene Ontology annotation, molecular function: histone deacetylase binding. The record is from RefSeq and is a predicted model, not a curated record.
GGAGGAUGGCUGGAACUGCUGGCGGCCGCGGCGGGAGCUGCAAGAUCCGCGGCCGGCUACAAAGGGAAUGACGGGGCAUUUGGGGCAAUAGAGAACCCGCGUCCUGUCUCUGGCUCAGCAUGGCUGGUCUCAUCAAGAAGCAGAUUCUGAAGCACCUGUCCAGGUUUACAAAGAAUCUCUCCCCUGAUAAAAUCAACUUGAGCACUCUCAAAGGGCAGGGGCAGUUGACGAACCUAGAACUGGAUGAAGAAGUUCUGCAGAAUUUGCUGGAUCUGCCCACUUGGCUAGCCAUUACUCGAGUUUUUUGCAACAAGGCCUCCAUCAGGAUCCAGUGGACUAAAUUGAAGACUCACCCAAUCUGUCUGUAUUUGGAUAAAGUUGAAGUGGAGAUGCGAACAUGUGAAGAGCCCAGGCCACCCAAUGGACAGUCUCCCAUUGCUGUUGCUUCAGGACAGAGUGAAUAUGGAUUUGCAGAGAAGGUUGUGGAAGGUAUGUACAUUAUUGUCAAUUCAAUUACCAUCAAGAUACACUCCAAGGCCUUCCAUGCAUCAUUUGAAUUAUGGCAGCUUCAAGGAUAUAGUGUCAACCCCACCUGGCAGCAAAGUGAUCUUCGCUUUACCCGAAUCACUGAUUCACAUAAGGGAGAGGUUUUAACAUUUAAAGAACUCACCUGGCAGACUCUUCGAAUAGAAGCUGAUGCUACAGAAAAUGGAGAACAAGAUCCCCUCACUACCCCUCUAAGACUUAUUACUAACCAGGGCAAAAUCCAAAUAUCACUUAAGAGGAAGACAAAGGAUUGCAAUGUGGUGGCAUCUAAGCUCAUGUUCCUCCUUGAUGACUUGUUGUGGGUGCUAACUGACUCUCAGCUGAAGGCAAUGAUGAAGUAUGCAGAGUCCUUGAGCGAAGCCAUGGAGAAAUCAGCUCAGCAGAGAAAAAGUUUGGCUCCUGAACCUAUCCAAAUCACGCCUCCUAUUCCCAGUACCCAACAAUCUUGGCCGCAUUCAUUUGGCAGCACCCAUAAAGCUAUCAGCCAGUAUUUUGAAAUGUAUGAUAUGAAAGAGUCUUCCUAUCACCUUCUUAUUUCCCGUCUGGACCUUCACAUAUGUGAUGAUAGCCACACUCGAGAAACAGGUGCUUCCAAACAUGGUAUAGUGGGAGGUGCAAUGCAAUUAACUUUCAGGAAGAUGGGCUUUGACUAUUAUCCUUUCCAUUGGGCAGGUGAUAGCUGCAAACAUUGGGUGCGAUAUUGCGAUGCCAUGGAGACCUGGGAACAUUGGGCAAAAAAACUAAUGAAUGAAUUCCAAAACAAGAUGGGAAAAUAUAGUGAAGAAAUAAAUUCUGCCUUCUUUAAAACCGCAGAGAAGGAAUCUCCCUUGAAAAAGAGACAAGAUGCUGUUUCUAGUUCUCCAAAAAGCUCUACAGAGAAGGGGUUACAUCAAACCAGCACACCACCUCAUACCCUGCUAGGACUCCAAUGGCCUGCAUGGAAUAGACUCCGAUCCAGUUGCCUGGUUGUUCGAGUUGACGAUCUGGAUAUUCAUCAGGUUUCUACAGCUGGACAGCAGAGUAAGAAGCCUUCAACAUUACUUUCAUGUAGAAGGAAAUUAUUGAAUCUUCCUGAACAUACGUCAGCAAUCCAUAUAGUUUUCACGGAGUACUAUUUUCCAGACCACACUACUUUUCCAGUCCCAAGUCCAAACUUGUACUUGCAGAUGAAUGGUUUGGUUUUCACUUUGGACACAAGGAGCAUGCUUUGGGUGAAUUUAUUCUGCCUUGAUCUCUAUCGCAGUCUACAACAGUUUAAAGCUAUAUACAAGCUGGAGAGCUCUGGAAAAAGGGAGGAACACAUCGAUAUUCGAUUGGAUGGCUUUAUGUUAAAGGUAAACAUCCCAGUGGACAAAAAAGUAAUUGAUCACCAGGACCGUCCCCAGUGUCUCUCUAUGUCCACAUCAGAAGUGACAGCUACUAAUACAAGGCAUGGACCUCAUUGCAGCUGUUUAGCCCUGCAGAACCUGUUCCGUAGAUUUGCUGCUUCUGAAUUCUUCCAUUCUAGCUAUACCAAAUUCCCUAAAUUUCAGGACAACUUUAGUCUCUUGCAUACUCUCUUUCUACGUCACGCGUACCAGGUGGAUACCAAUGUCCAGCAGCACACAGAUUUCUGCCACUUUCCUGGCAAAUCUUCCGUUUUUGAAGAUCUUUGGUCUGUUAAUUUUACCCAGGUGUCCUUGGAUUUUGAGGGGACCAAAAGUUCCAAAGGAGAGGCCCUUAACUUUAUCUACCCUUUCCCACUCUGUGUGUGGGCUUGCCUCCCAAAGAAAUGGGAACAAGCCCAGGCAGCAAUGCUGAAAGUUUCAUCUACCUCAAAUGUUAGACUUAAAUCUUCCACGACUUUUAGUAAUCAUACUGAGAACCAGGUCUUUUCCGGUGAGGAGCAAUUCUGCCAAAGAUCAAAGACUGAGCAGAAUUUGAGAAGCAUCUACCUUACCCCAGAGGCAAAGGAAGUCUUGGAAGAAAGUUGUACUGUUAAUGAUGAAGGAAAUGAUAAUGAUUUGGAAAUAUCUGCCGAUAUCCACGUUCUUCUGUAUUCAAGUGCACAUAUGAAGGUGCAACUCAAUCAUUAUCAGUAUUUGAUGCUACUUCGAAUGAAAGAAGUACUACAGACUUUUCAAGAGCAAUUUACCCUAGAUACCCAGGAAAUAACUGGGUCGCCUUUAGAUUCCAUAACCACUUGCAUAGGCAUCAUGUUCAACAGUACUGAGGUAGCUUUGCUAAUGCAUCCUGUUCCUGGUUCUUCACUAGAACCAAGAUCUGUAGAUUCAGAUUCUACCAGUCUAGUUGAAUCUGAACUCUCAGCGUCAGAGAGUAGGGAAAGACUAAUUGCUGAAAGCAAAGAGCUGAAGUCAGAUGUUAGCUCCGAGAAGGAAAAUAGUAGUCCCAUCAAAAUGUCAGAAGAUACAGGAACUGAGAAUACAGAUAGGAAUAUGACUGCAUCGCAAAAUGGAAUGCUGAAAUCCCAAACUGAUGGAUCUUUGACAGAAGAAGAAUUGCAUAGUCAAGCCACUGGACAGAGGAGCCCUGUAGAAGAAGCACAUGAAGCUGAAGAAAUCCCUGAAGCAGAGAAACAGUAUGAGCACGUCAACCUACCUAAGACUUCUGAAGUUCUUCCUUCCAGACCAUCUUCCAUUGUAGAUCCUUUAGGUGGCAUACAUAUCCCUCUUAAUGGGCAAGAAGAGUUGAUUCCAUUGAGAAAUAUGGAGUUGGAGUUAUCUAGUGCAUUGCAUAUAACAAAGGAUGCCACCAAGGAAGCCUUGCAUGUUACUAUGGACCUCACUAAAGAAGCCAUGUCAAUAACAAAAGAUGCUUUCAGUUUGAGCAAGGAAAAAAUGGCUUCCACUAUGCAGAAAAUGCUGUUCCACCCCCAAAUCAACAGAGAUCUUUCACCAAAGCCUGAAGAGGCAGCAGUGACUCAAGUAGGAAGUAAUAGUGAAAGUGUGCGUUUUUCCUCCAUGAAGAAGACUGCUUCACAACAUUCCUUUGAUACCAAUUCGUUAGAUGGCAGUGGUCUUGAAGAUAGACUGUCAGUAGAUAGUGAUGGCAGUGAUGGCUUUGUUAUGCUUAUGGAUUCAGAGCCCAGUCUUGAUCUUCUUACCUUAGGACAACUUCCCCAGAUGCAUAACGAUAGAGUCAUUAGACCAAGCUCAGUGGGAGAUGAAGAAAGAGGAUCUACUUGUGUUAACAGCUCAGCUUCUCUGAGUGGACAGGACCCUAAUACUCAGUUGGUUUCUGUGCUGGUGUUAAAAACGAAUGAAUUGAAUUGUGUAAUAGAAUCAAAGAGAGAUGAUAUGACACUUGCUCUUCAAGUUAUGGAACUAACUCCUGAACAUCUGGGAAAUAUCAGCAUGUGGCAGUACCUGCAGAAUGCGCCCACAGGAGUUCCAAACACAGAGAGGUCUACAACUACUGAAACUAUCCAAACCCAACCUGAGGUGUGCUUACGAUAUGAAAUUGGACCAAGCGCUGCAGUGCACUCACCUCUGGCUGUCCAAAAUGGGUUUUUUCAUAUGCUGAUCCAUAGCUAUGAGACAGAACUUCUGACAUCAUCUCUUUCUAGCAUUGGGCUCUUCCUUGAAGAUGAAAUCAUUCCUGAAGUUAUUCCCAUGAAGAUUGAGAUUGUGAAUACCAAGAUUACCUUAAAGAAAUCAUCACAGAAAAAAAGCUAAAAUGGUCUAUCGUUGGCAUAUCCCCCCGGCAAGAAUCGCAAGAAUGUUCCCGGGAGUUUCUCCGGCAGUGUGGGAAUGGUUGUGGGACGUACUACCGCCAAUGGUGGACGUGCCCCAAAGCAGGCAAAUAUUGGUCCAAGGUUCGGAACUGGAUGGUGGAAAUUACAGGAUAUAAUAUAGAGCUGAAACCAGUGAUUUUUUUAUUAGGAAUGAAAGCAGACAAAAUAACUAAGGAAAAAUGGUAUUUGAUCCUCCACAUCACUACUGCAGCUAGGAUACUAUACGCGCAAGAAUGGAAAAACGAAUUAAUACCCACAGAAAAUAAAUUGAUUUGGAAAAUUACAGAAUGCGCAGAGGCAGACCGGUUAACGAAAUUACUUAGGAAACAAAAAGAUUCUGAUUAUUACAAAUGUUGGAAUUUAUGGUAUAAUUGGGUGAAAGAAAAGAGAGGGAAAUGAAAUGGAUAGGCGCAGAUUUGUGUACGUUAGUUGCAACAACCUUGUAUGUAUAUAUGUAAAGUAUUGUAUUUUAAAAAAUGAAAAUAAACUUUAUUUAAAAAAAAAAAGAAAAAAAGCUAAUCUCCUACAGUCUAAAAAGAAUAGAGUACGAAUGGGAGAAUGCAAAUUCAGGCACAAACUCUUAAAUUUAAAUAUUGUUUUUAAAUAAUCAACUGGACACAGUUUAAGUCAGGAAGAGAAAAGUCUUGAUGGAGCUGGCCUUUCAGGUGGAUUGAUAAAAUGAUGCUUCUCUCCUUCUCCUUCUCCCUUUCUUAUACUUAAAUUAGGAUGAAUACAUGCAUUCAAAUUCCUCCUGUCAAGAUUGUUGCUUGGAUUUUUUUUUGACUUCCGGUUUGGCGUCGCGGUGAGACAGUCGGGGAAAUAGCGGGCACUGAUGAGCGCCACAAAAACCCCGGCUGCCGAACCAUCGCCGAUGCGUCUUCGUACCGGAACCAUCUUGCAGGGACAGGGGAAAAGAAGGGGUGCCUCAGAUGACCAAGAGGAACAGGCAAGUUCCUCAGAGGUCAGAGGGAAUCCUCUGUGAGUUGGCAGCGGGGGGAGGCAGCCAUUGAGGCUGCCACGAAGCUGGGACAACCGGGUUAAGAGAUGUGCAGAAGGAGAGUGGAUUGAAACGGAGCAUUUUGAAGCUGGGUUCAAAACCCAGGCUUGCAACAAUGCUUGGAGCAAUAUUAUUAACUAUAAGACCCCUAGCCUUAAAACAGCAGCUGAACAACAAAGGCGCUAUGGAAAGUUUAAACUGUAAUUUUAAAGAGAUAAAGACCUGACAAACAACUAACUCUAGAACAGAACUAAUGGAAUUAAAUAUCGAGACAUGGUGAAAAGACUGGAUAUUUCAAAACUGGAAUUGGAUUUAUAAAAGAAGAAGAUUUGAUACUUUUAAAAUCGACGGAAGAAAAGUAAACAACUGGACAGUUAUAUAAUUGUAAUAAAAUGGAUACUUGCAUGACUAAUGGAAAAUGUGGAUUGUAGAGGGACACCUUCUGGUCUAAAAAGGAACAUUCUAACUCAUUUUUGUUAUGGAAAAUUUGGACUUUACAGACAACAGUCGUGGGAUUUUGUGUAGGAGAUUUUUAUUUUCUCGUCUUCAGGCAGCUUGACUUUGAUGAAAAGAAAAGGAAACUACAAUGGAACUCCUAUAAUUUGAAUAAUAACAAUUUAUUGGCGAAGGAACAAAAGAAGGAUUUAGUGCAGGCUUAAAAGAAGGAAAUCUGAUGCAUUUUAUCCAGAUUAAAAAUAAGAAAAAGAUUUAAUAUGGAGGACAAAAUUUGAAGACUUUGAAAAUGGAAGGAAAUAUAUAUUAGCAGGCGAGAAAGUGAAGAAAUGAUAGACACGGCUGGAAAAAGAAAAAAGAAGAAUUAAAACAAUAUGAUUAAAAAUGAAAAAUGUAUAGGUGGUGGUAAUAAUAAAAAGAAGCUUCUUAUAAGUUAAUUAUGGAUGUUUAAGAUCGCAGACCCGCGAUCCCCUUCCCGAUUCCAAACAUGGGGUGUGCAGAGACAAAAAAAAGUGUACCGUGUUUCAGGCGGCGGAUCUGGCCAGGAGGAAAGAGAAGAGUCUGCUGAGAAGGAGGUCGGGGGCGCGCGGCUCUGCAAUGUGCAGAAAAACACUUUUAGGCAUCAGUGCUACAAUCUCCUCCCUGAAUCCAAAGCAAUUCCCAGUUCCCCACUGCACAUUGCAGGUGAACUGGCCGCCACCUGAAGCGCAACUCUUGAGGUUUGCAUUUUGGAAUCCGGGCAGCGAUGGCUGGAAAGGAGGAACGUUUUCCUUUAGGAGCUCCCAUUCAGCUUGGCUUGGCUCCUGGGUGCAGAGGGAUUAGGCAGCGGCAGCGGCGGCUCCUCACAUGGCUGGGGAGUGAAGUCAGCGCAGCCAGAGGGGUGACCAGCCGCAAAUCGUGGCACCCGCCUUGUUCCCCAAAGCUGCUGGGCAGAUUCCCCCCCCCACUGUCCCGAAGAGGGAGGGUUGUUCCUCAGGCUGUGCUCUGUCCCUCCCCCCAGAGCACUGGUAGGCAGAGGUAAAAUACUUUUUUCCUUGUUUUCCUCCCCCAAAAUUAAGGUGCGUCUUAUACUCCGGUGCGUCUUAUACACCGAAAAAUAUGGUAACUGAAAUAAGCAAUGUAUAGAUGGAUGGAAACAACAAAGGAUGCUGGGAUUAAUAGUAAAGCUAACCAUGAUUAUGCUGUGAUCAACAGCCAAAAAAUAAAAAAGAAUAUGCUGUGUUUAACAGCCAAAAAAAAUAAAAAAGCUAUGCUGUGUUUAGCAGCCAAAAAAUAAAUAUGACUAUGCUAUAUUUAACAGCCAAAAACCAAAAAUGAUUAUGCUGUGUUUAACAGCCAAAAACCAAAAAUGAUUAUGUUGAGUAGGACAACAAAACAAAGAGGAUUUUGCUGGAAGUAACAGCAAAAAUGGAAUGAUUAUGUUGAGUUUAACCAGAAAGAUAAAGAUAAAGAUGUUAGGUUUAAUAGUAAAAAUAAAAUGAUUUUGCUGGGAUUAACAGCCAAAAAUAAAAAUUAUUAUCCUGGGUAGGACAGCAAAAAUAGGAAUAUGUUGAGAAUAACUGCAAAAAUGGAAUGUAUAAGUUUAAUUUAACAAUAGAAAUAAAGAUAAUGAUGAUUCAACAGUAAAAUAAAAUGAUUAUGUUGGAGUUAACAGAUAAGAAAUAAAAAUGAUUAUGUUGUAAAGUAAUGAAGAUGAUUAAAAUGGGAGUAAUAGUUAAAAUAUUUUUAAAAUGUUUAUAAUAAUGGUAAUGAUUUAUAUUGUUAAAAGAUAUCCAUCUAAGUAAAAAGGAAGAGAAAAAUGGAAUGACAUUUGGUUAGGAUCUAAGAUUUAAGUAAUGGGUUUUUGGGAUAAUGGCAUAAUUGAUAGAAUUUAGAGAAAUAACUGUGUAAAAUAUUAAGUUGUGUUAAUUGGAAGUUAAGAAUUGUUAGUGAUUUGUACUAAUUUAUGACCGGAUCAAUGCUUCAUUUUGGAAAAGAUGUGUUUUAUGUUUGUGUUUUAAAAAAUAAUAAUAAAAAAACUUUGUUCAAAAAAAAAAGAUUGUUGUUUGGAUUUUUUUUCAACUUCCUGACUUUAUCCCUCACUCCAGAAUAGUGGAAUAGGCAGGUGGCCUCUAUAGCAGAGUGCUUUUCUUGAAAUGUAGUUUAGUUUAUAAUAAAAAAGUAAUAUGAAUUUAUACAUCUGUUUUGGUAUUUAUCAGUGAAGACAAUCUGAAAUCCAUUUUCAGUCAAGGUUUAGUGCUUCAUUCUCCCCUCUCUUUUAUGUUAUUUUGUCUUUUAAGCUCAUUGUAGAGAUAAUUGCAUCCAGCCUGAAGCACUUGCCUCUGUUAGCAAAGCUCUAAUUUCAUUUUGUAAAUUAGGAAAAUGAAUGCCUGAAAUUGAUCUGAGCAAACAGAUGGUCCAUAACACAUUACAGAUGUCUUUCCUUUGCCUCUGUAUAGAAAGUUCCAUGGAUUUAAAUGCUCUUUAGCUUAUUCAAAAGGGAUUAUAUUGG